Messenger RNA from Schistocerca cancellata (South American locust), 1749 nucleotides. RefSeq lists its product as uncharacterized. Lineage: Eukaryota; Metazoa; Arthropoda; Insecta; Orthoptera; Acrididae. The coding region runs from base 1 to 1749 and encodes 582 amino acids. The transcript is spliced from 3 exons. The record is from RefSeq and is a predicted model, not a curated record.
AUGGGCAGCUCUACGUCUUCUGUUCAAGAGCCAGUUCCAACAGCAGCCAGCCAGUACAACCACCGAUGUGACAUAGAAAGAGGAAAGCAUUCAUCAUUGUCGUCGUCGUCGUCGUCGUCAUUGUCGUCGUCGUCGUCGUCAUUGUCGUCGUCGUCGUCGUCAUUGUCGUCGUCAUUGUCGUCGUCGUCGUCGUCGUCAUUGUCGUCGUCGUCAUUGUCGUCGUCGUCGUCGUCGUCAUUGUCGUCGUCGUCGUCAUUGUCGUCGUCGUCGUCGUCGUCGUCAUUGUCGUCGUCGUCGUCAUUGUCGUCGUCGUCGUCAUUGUCGUCGUCGUCGUCAUUGUCGUCGUCGUCGUCAUUGUCGUCGUCGUCGUCAUUGUCGUCGUCGUCGUCAUUGUCGUCGUCGUCGUCGUCGUCAUUGUCGUCGUCGUCGUCGUCGUCAUUGUCGUCGUCGUCGUCGUCGUCAUUGUCGUCGUCGUCGUCGUCGUCAUUGUCGUCGUCGUCAUUGUCGUCGUCGUCGUCGUCGUCGUCGUCAUUGUCGUCGUCGUCGUCGUCGUCGUCGUCAUUGUCGUCGUCAUCGUCGUCAUUGUCGUCGUCGUCGUCGUCAUUGUCGUCGUCAUCGUCGUCAUUGUCGUCGUCAUCGUCGUCAUUGUCGUCGUCGUCGUCGUCAUUGUCGUCGUCGUCGUCGUCAUUGUCGUCGUCGUCGUCGUCAUUGUCGUCGUCGUCGUCGUCGUCGUCGUCAUUGUCGUCGUCGUCGUCGUCAUUGUCGUCGUCGUCGUCGUCAUUGUCGUCGUCGUCGUCGUCAUUGUCGUCGUCGUCGUCGUCAUUGUCGUCGUCGUCGUCGUCAUUGUCGUCGUCGUCGUCGUCGUCAUUGUCGUCGUCGUCGUCGUCGUCGUCGUCAUUGUCGUCGUCGUCGUCGUCAUUGUCGUCGUCGUCAUUGUCGUCGUCGUCAUUGUCGUCGUCGUCGUCGUCGUCGUCGUCAUUGUCGUCGUCGUCGUCGUCGUCGUCAUUGUCGUCGUCGUCGUCGUCGUCGUCGUCGUCGUCGUCGUCGUCGUCAUUGUCGUCGUCGUCGUCGUCGUCGUCAUUGUCGUCGUCGUCGUCGUCAUUGUCGUCGUCGUCGUCGUCAUUGUCGUCGUCGUCGUCAUUGUCGUCAUUGUCGUCGUCGUCGUCGUCAUUGUCGUCGUCGUCGUCGUCGUCAUUGUCGUCGUCGUCGUCGUCAUUGUCGUCGUCGUCGUCGUCAUUGUCGUCGUCGUCGUCGUCAUUGUCGUCGUCGUCGUCGUCAUUGUCGUCGUCGUCGUCGUCAUUGUCGUCGUCGUCGUCGUCAUUGUCGUCGUCGUCGUCGUCAUUGUCGUCGUCGUCAUUGUCGUCGUCGUCGUCGUCAUUGUCGUCGUCGUCGUCGUCAUUGUCGUCGUCGUCGUCGUCGUCGUCAUUGUCGUCGUCGUCGUCGUCGUCGUCGUCAUUGUCGUCGUCGUCGUCAUUGUCGUCGUCGUCGUCGUCGUCGUCGUCAUUGUCGUCGUCGUCGUCGUCGUCAUUGUCGUCGUCGUCGUCGUCAUUGUCGUCGUCAUUGUCGUCGUCAUUGUCGUCGUCGUCGUCGUCGUCGUCGUCGUCAUUGUCGUCGUCGUCGUCGUCGUCGUCAUUCCUUCCUGAAUUCCUGAUCUGUUAUUAUAUAGUCAAUGACAGAUUUGGUUCCCCUGCCUUCCCAAGUAUACCGGAGAAUGUUCUUAUGUUUAAAAAAGGAGUUUGUGAUUACUAA